AUGGCACCCCAGGCGCACCAACUCCAGAUGGAAGACAUACUAAUACCCCUCAAAAAAAUGCUACAAAAAAAACAGAUGAGGAACAAAAGGAAACAACUUCAAAGGAAGGAGGCAGCCAUGACACGCCAGCCAUUCCAGGCCAGGCACAGCUCAUCAGCCACACCGCGCCAGGCACACUACGGCAGGCGCGGCAGGCGCGGUACAGCAGUCAAACCACGCCAGACUCAGCACGAUAGACACAGCUUGUCAACCACAUCACGUCAAUCACAGAACUCCCGGCACAACAAGCCAGGCAAACCGUACCAGGCACAGCAUGCCAGGCAAACCAAGCCAGACGAAGCACGACAGAGACGCCACACCAGGCAAACCACACCAGCCACACAACGCCAGGCACACCAUGCCAGGCACAGCACCUCAGGCACACCACGCCAGAGACACCACAGCAGGCAUAGCACCUCAAGCAUAGCACAACAGGCACACCAAGCCAGGCACAGCAUGCCAGGCUUGCCCCGCAAGGCACAGGACACCAAACACAACACACCAGGCACAACACACAAGCCACAGCAUGCCAGGCACAGCAUGCCAGGCUUGCCACAUAAGGCACAGGACACCAAACACGACACACCAGGCACAACACACCAGCCAAAGCACACUCGGCACCACGCGGCAGGCACAACGCAGCUGGCACAGCGCAGCAGACACAGCCAGCCAGGUCCACGCACCAUCUACACAUGCUUUAAGGUAGUAGCAAUCUGCUCUGCUUGGGAAAAGCCUUUCUGA
Mus pahari (shrew mouse) is the source of this 780-nucleotide messenger RNA. RefSeq names its product splicing factor U2af large subunit A-like. The record is from RefSeq and is a predicted model, not a curated record. The coding region runs from base 1 to 780 and encodes 259 amino acids. The transcript has 2 exons. Lineage: Eukaryota; Metazoa; Chordata; Mammalia; Rodentia; Muridae.